This is a messenger RNA of Spinacia oleracea (spinach), 5558 nucleotides long. RefSeq lists its product as uncharacterized. NCBI's taxonomy places the organism in Eukaryota, Viridiplantae, Streptophyta, Magnoliopsida, Caryophyllales, Amaranthaceae. The record is from RefSeq and is a predicted model, not a curated record. The transcript is spliced from 7 exons. Bases 749 to 1960 code for a protein of 403 amino acids.
UCCCCCGUAAUUUUAUACAUUGUUUAUAUUUUUUACGUAUAUUUAAUAUAUUUAAGUACAAUUUGCGGAUUUUAGAAAUGAAUAUGUAAUUAAAAUAUAAUUAUUUUAUCUCAUUUUGAAUACUUUAAUGACUUACGAAAUCAAAAUGUAUUUUCGAAUUUUACGUUAAAACGAAUUCGAAUUACGAAAAUCGAUUAAAUUUAGAAAACGAUCCUAUCCGAUUUUGGAUUCGAAUCCUAAAACUAAAUUCCUAAGUCUAGCCCAAUUGAAUAAAGCCCAAUAUUAUAAACCCAUAACCCCAUACUUCUACUCCAUGUAAAACACAAAACACAAAACACCAAACCCCUCUAUUCCUACUUCACGUAAAAACCAAAAAGGGCAAAACCCAUCUCUCUCCUUUCCUGCUUCCUCUUCCUCCCUCUGCCCAGCCGCCGACCACCACGAGCACGCCACCAAGGCCGCCAGACCACCUCGCCGCCACGUCGCUGACCACCAGCUCUCACCACCACCUUGCUCGCGCAGCCCCCGCGUCGCCACCCAGCCUGCGCCGCCGCUGCCUUGUCCCUGCUCGCCGCCACCGCAAGUAGCACCACCGUGUGCCGCCGUCUCUCAGCCCUGCCGCAAGCCACCUCUGUCCGCCAGCCAACUCUCUCUCCUCCUUCUUGAAUUGGCGGAGAAUUCUCUUUAGGCGACUUUUGAAAGUGUUAAAGUGGCCUAUCAGUUUGUUUACACAAGGUCGCGUUCUAGGAUGACCAACAGUAAUGACCUAGCUGCUGUCUUUCGCCUCUUGGCGGAAAAACUAGCCCAGGAAAGAACUGAGCGCCCCAAUUCUGCAGGAGACAUGUUUGAAAGGCUUGCGAAAGUUAAGCCACCAUACUUCAAGGGGCAAGCAGACCCGACCUUCCUAGAAAACUGGAUUAGGGAGUUUGAAAAACUAUUUUGGGUGGUAAACUGUCCUGAAAAUAUGAAAAUAGGUCAAGCUGUCCUUUACCUAAAAGAUGAGGCCGAUCUAUGGUGGAAAGAGAAUGGAACUAGGCUAAGUGUUGUUGAAGGAUUUAAUUGGGACUCAUUUGUUGUUGCAUUGAGGGAAAAGUUUUAUCCUCCUUUCAUAACAAAACGAAAAGCGCAAGAAUUCAUAAACCUUGGGAUGGGGAGUAUGACUAUCGCUGAAUACUAUAGUAAGUUUAUAACUUUGUCGAGGUUUGCACCUGAGGUGGUAGCUACUGAGGAGCUAAAGGCUCAGAGGUUUGAGCAAGGGUUGACCGAUGAGAUUCAGUUGGGAUUAGAUGGAGAAACCUUUACAUCCCUAGAUAAUGUGCGUGAGAAAACCACCCAUAUUUAUGAAUUGCAGUCUAGAAGGGACAAGAAAAAUGUGGUUGGGGAGAAAAGAAAAGAGUUUAAUGCUGGGAAAAACCAAGGGAAUUUCAAGAAAAGUACGAAAGUGAACAGGAAUGAGGGUGGAAAUGGAAAUUUUCAACAGAGGAACAAUCAGGGGCACAACAAUAGCAACCAAUCUGAGAGAGUGCAUCACUGUAAGAGAUGCAACAACAACCAUCCUGGUAAAAACUGCAAGGGAGAAUUAGUGACAUGCAACUAUUGUCAGAAAAGGGGCCAUAGGGAGUAUGAGUGCUUCACCAAGCAGAAAAAGGAACAAAAUGGUAAUGGAAGUGAAAAUCAAGUGAGGUUUAACCAGUCUGGAAGACAAGAUUCAAAGCCUGGAGGGGCACAAAACAAUCAAGGAAACUAUAAUAAGCCCGCAAAUGAUAACAACAACCAGAAUAAGACUCCGGGCAAACCGUUCUUGAUGUCUAGAAAUGAAGCUGAAUAUUCUGCAGACGUAGUUCAUGGUACUUUUUCUAUUAACUCUGUGCUAGUUAAAACAUUAUGUGAUUCGGGAGCAACUUAUUCUUUUGUUUCGUCAUCUGUUGUUAAGAGUCUGAAUUUGGUAGAUUUUGAGUAAUUGAUUUACCUGUUAGUAUACCUACUAGUGUAACCAUAAGGUGUACCAAGUUGUUUAAGAAUCCGCCUUUUAAGAUAAAAGAUUGCGUUUUCUUUCCGAUUUGAUAGAGUUUAAUCUGGGAAACCUAUAUGUAAUUUUGGGGAUGGAUUGGCUAAGUUUGUUCAGGGCCAAGUUAGAGUUUGUAAUUCAGAAACUAAGUAUAAGGAACCCUAUUGGAAAUUUGACCUCAUAUAAACGUUUUGGGAAGACCAAGAACCUUGGGGUUAUUUCUGCAAUGCAAGUGAGGAAAUUGAUGAUAAGGAGUGUGAACUAUUUUUCUGUAGGAGCUAGAUGUGAGUUAAGAAGUCGGAAUGAAGAUCGAGGAUGUUCCAACUGUGAAUGAAUUCAUGGAUGUGUUUCCUAGUGAGAUUGCAGGUAUGCCACUUGCUAAGAGCCGUUGAGUCCCCUAUAGACUUAGUUCCUAGAAUGACGCAUAUAUCUAGAGCACCAUAUAGAAUGACACCUCCUGAAAUGAGCUAAUUAAGAAAAAGUUGCAAGAGUUGUUUGGUCAAGGAAUAUAUUAGGCCUAGUGCAUCACCGUGGGGAGCUCCUGUGUUGUUUGUUAAGGAGAAAGAUAAGAGUAUGGAAUUAUGCAUCGAUUUUAGGGAGCUAAACAUCAUCAAGAGCAAGUAUCUAUUGGAUCAAUUGAACUGGGCGAGUGUGUUAUCGAAGAAUGAUUUGUGUUUGAAGUAUCACCAAUUGAGGAUAGCUGAUAAAGAUAUACCUAAGACCUCAUUAGGACUCGUUAUUGUCAUUAUGGGUUUAGAGUAAUGUCUUUUGGGUUAACCAAUGCACCUGCCAUAAUUAUGGAUUUGAUGAAUAAGAUUUUCUACGAAUCCCGAAUUAAGUUCGUUAUUAUGUUACUGAUGGUAUCCUGAUUUAUUCAAGGAAUGAAAAGAGCAUAAUGAAAUCUUGAGGAUUACUUUGGAGACGCUUAGAUAGAAUCUAGUUUUAUGUGAAUGAAGUACACAAAUCUUGAAGUCAUGUGCGUAUAAGUGACACCGGUGGAAAAGUGAAGGACUAUAUUGAUCGAAAACCACGUUACGUAAGGGAGUAAAAUUAAGAGAAGAUUCGAGUGGUCCAGGAUUGUUAGAAAUUUGUUGUCUUGAAAAGAGGGGAAUAUAUGAAUUGGUGAAAUACUAGGAUUUAAGCCCAAGAGUUAUAAAUCCAUGAAAGGCGUAAUGAGGUUCAGUAGAAAAGGAAAGUUGAGCAGAAGGAGUGUCUGUAGAUCCUGCUAAGGUUCGAGCUGUGAGUGAGUGACCUACUCCAAAGAACGUGUCUAAUAUUUGAAGUUUCCUAGGCCUAUUUGACUGUUAUAAGAGGUUGUGAAGACUUUAGAAGAGAGCAAAACCAAUGGCAAACUUGUUGAAAAAGGAAUCAAAAUUUGAGUGAAGUGAGAAAAGUGAGGAAGCUUCUAGAUUUUAAAAGAGAAUUUGACCUCCGCAACUGUUGUCGCGUCAAUUGAAACCUUGUAAGCCUAAUUACCAAACCCAUGACCUAAAGUUAGCUGCUAUUGUGUUACCUGCGAAUAUUUGGAGACAUUACCUUUAUAGGGCAACACGUAAGAUCCUUACCGAGCACAAAAGUCUGAAACUUUGGCAAUAAGGCCCAGUUGAAUCUUGGGGACAACAUCGAAAAAUAUACUGCUUUCCACCCUGCAAUUGAUGGUCAGCCUGGGAGGACUAACCAAACUACGGAAUAUAUGUUGAGAGCCCGUGUUAUUGACUUUAAGAGUAACUGGGGAACCACCUAGAUUCGAUUGGAUUUCUUGAAAGAUAGUUACCAUACGAACAGUAAGAUGUCACAUGUUGAGGCAUUGUAUGGGAAAGAAGUGUAGAGGUUCCACUUGUUGGGAUGAUUUUAGUGAAAAUAUAGUAUUGGGGGCAGAAUUCGUUGAAGAAAGGAAAUACCCAAAGUUAUUCCCUGAGAUGAGUUACGAGGGCGUAACUCGUUUUCUUUAAGAGGGGUAGAAUACGAUAUAAAUUCGCGCUUUUUACCUAAUUUUAUGGUGUUUUUAUGCAUUUUUAUGCUUAUUUUAGCAAAUUAUUCAUGUCGAUGCAAGUAAAUAGAUUCUUCGCGUAACAAAUAGGUGUUCAUGAGUAAUUCAAGAAACUUUAAGUUGGCAAAAGAGUGUACAUAAAUGCCACAAGUAUUUCUCCAAUGAGAAUGAGUUGAAAAGUUUGGAAAGAUAGGUGAAUUUUCGUGUCAAGUUUCGGGACGAAACUUCUUUUAAGAGGGGUAGAUUGUAAUCCCCCGUAAUUUUAUACAUUGUUUAUAUUUUUUACGUAUAUUUAAUAUAUUUAAGUACAAUUUGCGGAUUUUAGAAAUGAAUAUGUAAUUAAAAUAUAAUUAUUUUAUCUCAUUUUGAAUACUUUAAUGACUUACGAAAUCAAAAUGUAUUUUCGAAUUUUACGUUAAAACGAAUUCGAAUUACGAAAAUCGAUUAAAUUUAGAAAACGAUCCUAUCCGAUUUUGGAUUCGAAUCCUAAAACUAAAUUCCUAAGUCUAGCCCAAUUGAAUAAAGCCCAAUAUUAUAAACCCAUAACCCCAUACUUCUACUCCAUGUAAAACACAAAACACAAAACACCAAACCCCUCUAUUCCUACUUCACGUAAAAACCAAAAAGGGCAAAACCCAUCUCUCUCCUUUCCUGCUUCCUCUUCCUCCCUCUGCCCAGCCGCCGACCACCACGAGCACGCCACCAAGGCCGCCAGACCACCUCGCCGCCACGUCGCUGACCACCAGCUCUCACCACCACCUUGCUCGCGCAGCCCCCGCGUCGCCACCCAGCCUGCGCCGCCGCUGCCUUGUCCCUGCUCGCCGCCACCGCAAGUAGCACCACCGUGUGCCGCCGUCUCUCAGCCCUGCCGCAAGCCACCUCUGUCCGCCAGCCAACUCUCUCUCCUCCUUCUUGAAUUGGUAACUUUCUUAAACCCUAAGUAACUAAUUAUUUUAAAUUAAAGUUUGUUAAUUUAGAUUAUGUUCUUAAAUUAAAUUUAUAAUUUUUAUGGUAAAUAUGAUUUUCAGAUUUGAUGUUGAGAUUAAAAACGAAUUAAUUUUCAGUUUUGAUUAAUUAAAAUUAAGAUUAGGGCUUAAUCAUAAUUUAUUAACUUGAAUUAUGUUUUCUUGAAUUAAAGUUAUGGGUUUUGUGAUUUAAAUUAUAAAUUUGAGAUUAUAUGGAUUUUAUAAUAAAGUUAUUAAUUUUCAGAUUAUCUAAUUACAUUGAAAUAUUGAUUUUUGAUUAUUUAAAGUAUGAAAUUCAAGGUUUUUAUGAUUAUUAAUCAUGAUGGGUUGAGUAUGGAUCAUUGAAUUGGUUGUGUUGAGAUACUAGGAACGUAGAUUGACCAUGGUGAAGCUUUUAAAUGAAAUUAUAUUGCUGAAAAUUUAAAGUACGAUGUUUGCAAAAGUUUUCAACGAAUUUCAAUCACUAAUUCAAUAAUCAUGAUUCUAGGAAAUCAAAUGUUUAAGUUUUGAUAUUGGGGAAAGUUCUAAAUAUGUUUAGGAUGCAUUUAGAAUGCUUUCUUAUGGUUGUCAAUGAUUAGGAAUUUAUUGGGAUUAU